UUUCAACAAUUUACUUUUAAACUUGUUCUUGGAGCGGAUAAAAUGGAGCAAAUAAUAUUAAUUUUGAUUCUCAACGUCAUGAUUUUGCCAUGUCACUUAGCUUGUGCAGAAGCAACUUUUCCUGAAAUAGAAUGUGGGACAAAUACGCUACCAGGUGGUGGACGUACGUGGGCAGAAACCAGUGUCUCAAAGUACCCUUGGGUGGCAAGCAUUUACUUUAAGGAUCCUUCUGCCAACGAACAGGCAAAGCUUUAUGGAACGGCAUCAAUCGUUACAGCCAAGCAUUUAAUAACUGUCGCUAAAGUUGUUACUUCGAGUGAUACAUAUUAUUCAGACACGUCUCUAGCAAAUUUUUUCGCUGUUGUGGGUGGCGAAUAUGGAAAAGAUGGCAUACUCUACGAUAUCCAAAACAUUUACAAAUAUUUCCUCAUUAAUCACCCUAUCUUGGGUGGUGGGUUAGCUAUAGCGGAAGUGGUGAAUAAAAUUAUAUUUACAGACAAAAUAAGACCAGCAUGCUUACCCGGAAUACAAUCCUAUUCACAUAAUCAACAACAAAAUCAAUCACUUCCAGUCGUAGGCUGGCACUCAGUUAAUUCCAGUGAAACUUCAGUUUUGUAUGAGAUUGAUGUUCAAAUUCAACCUGAGGACUUUUGCCAACAAUUUGUUAACGGAACUUACCCAUCAGAUGAAUUGAUAUGCGGGAUAUGUUCAGACCAAACCACUUCCAAGUUAAAGUUUGGCAAUGGAGGACCUCUGAUGUCCAGCAUAAACGGGAAAACCACCGUAAUUGGAGUGACAGACUCAGAAAUCGGCUAUGAGCUACCGAAUGAAAAUACAGAUGUACCACUUUAUUUCCUAACAACUGAUUUUUACAAUCACAUGGAAUGGAUAAGAAGUAUAAUUCAGCCACCUACGGAAUAAUCCUACGAUGUUAUCAGCAUCUACUGUAUUAUUCAUAAAAUGUGACGAAAAAAGAAUUUGCUUGUAAACAUAAAGUCGAACAGUGCUUCAAAAGUGAAUUUAAAAUUCUUAUAUAGUAAUAAAGACUUUUUUUUUACAUAGAAUGUGUAAACUAUGUAUGUUUGCUUGUUGCUGAAUAAAAAUGGGAUUGAUAUUGACAAAUGCA
Parasteatoda tepidariorum (common house spider) is the source of this 1126-nucleotide messenger RNA. RefSeq names its product clotting factor B. Gene Ontology annotation, molecular function: serine-type endopeptidase activity. Lineage: Eukaryota; Metazoa; Arthropoda; Arachnida; Araneae; Theridiidae. Gene Ontology annotation, biological process: proteolysis. The record is from RefSeq and is a predicted model, not a curated record.